GGCCAACGAGAAUGAGAGGGGGAUUGCUCGUGGAACAUCACACGCCUGUUUAGAGAGAGAGAGAGAGAGAGAGAGGGUUUCUUAGGAGAAGCGCGCCUGUUCGAGUCUUCCUCCUUCCUCCCUUUCACAUUUCCAAUCUUCCCACCUUCGAAUUUUUCCAAUCUAGGAUGGUACCUCCUCAACCCUAAAAUCCCCACCAGAUCUCAUCCUCUUAACCCCCACAAUUCCCCUUCCUCUCCAUUGUGCUCCUACACUCUUCCUUCCUUCCUUCCUUCCUCUUUCUUGUCUCUGUCUCUGUCUUGCACUGCCCAACUCACUGCUUCAACGCCCGCCCUUCUGCGGUCGGCGCCUAAUUCGCGCGCCUCGAUCGUUCACUGACUGAUUUUUUGGACUCCCCGUGAGCGAUCCGAAGCCGAUGCCCGCCGGACAGGAUUAAGGAAGAACAUGACGUCGUAAUUAGUUCCAUAGGCCCUUCUCUUUCUCGGAUGGCAGAGAGGAAGCAGCGGGACUUGGAAGAGUUACACAGACUCACCUCUAAAAUCUCGAAACCGAAGUGUAGGAUUUGUGAUGACGAUCGUUUUCUUCAUGUUAGCUAAUUGAUGUUCGGCGUUAUGUUGGCGGUGUUUCUGAUUUUUUUUUUCGUUGGGGUUUGAUCUCUUCUAUUGAUCAUACCGAACGGAGUUCUUGGUUCAAUGAGUUGUUCGUUAUUUGGUUUAUUGAUCGUUUGGGUUGUUCCUGAUAUCGAUACUAAGUUAGUUGAAAGUGUAAUUCAGAGGGAUCCGUGCGGUGGAAGUGGAAGAUUAGCACGUAUUCGUGAAUGAGGGAUUAAUUAAGCUAGCUAAAGAAGGAUGGCGUUUCUACGGUGAUUACUCCAAUAUUACGGGGGGUUUAUCAUAUACAAGGACCAGUGGAUGAGUUAGAGCCUGAUAUUCAAGCAAGAAGCACCUCCCAUUGACAAUUCAUUGGGCAAGGACAGCCAUUUGUCUUCUGAAGCUGGAAGUCGUGAAGUGUGUCUUGCUCCAUGUUUCCCUGGUACACAUAAUCAUUUUCAAACUGUGUCGAAUGUUGAACUAGAGCCAGGGGACGGGAUGUCAGAUGAAAGUGGCCGAAGAAAGGCAGUUAAACAAGGUUCGUUUGGUAAUAAUAAAUCUAAGUUUGUUAAGAGCCAUGCAUGUGAUGACCAACCACAAACAAGUGAGACGAGCAACCUGGUUAGUGCUUGUUCAAGUCAUGAUUCCGCUUCUGAAAAUGCAGACGGCAAAGGAAGUGUAAGGGGGUGUGUUAAUUCGGACUCUUGUUUGUAUGAUGGAAGUAAGAUCAUGAUGUCUGAGGAGCAGGUUGAUGAUAAUCAUGGUGGUGGCAGUUCAAGAAGUGGGGUAAUUCAUGGAGUUCAUUCUGUGCAUAGGUUGGUCAAUGAGAGUUUUAAUCAUGUUUCCUUGUCUAAUUUAAAACCAACAAAGGCUCAUGCUGCAGUUAAGCUGGAUUCUGCAGAGAAAACAAAGAGUCUUACUGAUUCUGGUGGAGGUUCUCAUACACGAGGCAUUACCAGGUCUUCAAAAAGGCUAGGAGGUCUUGAAUCUGUUGAUACUGGUAAGGAUGUGCAAACACACUCAAAGGUUUUAGGCAGAGAAACCAGUGGGAAGGAUGGAUCUGUUUCUAAUUCUGCUUCAGAGUCCAACUCUUCACAAUCAAAUAGUACAUCCAAAUGUAGAAAUAGUUCUGCUAAAUGUCAUGAAAAUGCACCAAAUGGACAUGUGUGUACAUCAUCCCCACAUGAGAUAAAGGAAACGAAGCUUCAUCCUUCUCCUGAUAAAGGUGAUUCAAGGAGAUGCAGUGGAGGAAGUAACUUUGAAGAGGAACCCAUGCAUAUGGAGAAAAUUGGUGGUUCAUCAUUAAUUUCAAAAAAAGAUGUGCCAAAGACUUCUAAUGUUUAUGAAAAAAUGAGUUUACUGUGCCCGUCGCAAACUGUUAACGAAUCUAGUAGACCACCUGGGGUCAUUGAUGUUCCAAAGAAACAUGGUGAAAAUGAUGAUCUGUUAGGCCCACUUCCAGAUAAAAGUUCAAAUGUGGGCUCUAUGGAAAUGGCAGGUACAAUGCCCCUUCCCUCAAACGAAGCACAUAUUAGAACUGCUCAAGUUGCACAGAAUUCAGCCUCUCUCUCUAAGAAUGCAGGUGAACUUAUUGAAUCUGCAGUUGUACAAGUAGAACCUCCUUCAAUAUUAUUUCCAGUCAUAGCUAGUGGCACAAGUGGAACAAUAUCAACCUUCAAAGAUUCAUCUGUUAACCAUUUGACUGCUGAAAGUACUUCAGCUACUGUCGCCCAAAGGAAUCCAUCUGUUGGUUCAGCAGCAAAGAUCCACCCUUAUGCAGAAGCUGAACAUGACCAGGACCCAAAUGCUGUAAAUAUUUCUACUGAUCGAGAUGAUACUGCUGGCUUAUCAUCUCAACCUAAACAGAAAGAUUUGCCUGUGAGUGCUCAACUUGAAGGAUGCACCACCUCAUCCAGUGCAUCUGAGAAGCAGGGGAAAUUGCAAUUAUCACAGCCUUCAUCUGAGAGUGACCAUUCUGAGUCUGAUUUGGUUGAGGAUGAUGUGAAAGUUUGUGAUAUUUGUGGUGAUGCUGGUCGUGAAGAGCAGCUUGCUGUUUGUAGCAGAUGUAAUGAUGGUGCAGAGCACACUUACUGCAUGCAAGUAAUGCUGGACAAAGUUCCAGAGGGUGAAUGGCUUUGUGAGGAAUGCAAGUCUAAAGAGAAUGUUGAAAGCCAGAAAUCUGAUAAGUCUGAAACUAUAUUUCCAGCUUCAAGGCUGCCAAUCUUGAAGGAGAAAAAUAAAAUCUCUAAAGCGAGUGCAAUCUCCAAGAGCUUACCUAAGUUGGAUCUGAAGGUGCUGGAUUUGGACAUGAAGCAAGCCACAAAACCUGCAACACCAAGACUAGUUGAAGCAGAACCUGUUUCUGCAGCUAAAAGGCAAGCUUCUGAUAAAGGCAAUGGAUCACCAAAUUUGUGCAGUCCAAAUAGGAAACCUUCACUUUUGAGAGAAGGCUCCUUUAAGAACUUAGACACGGGCAAAGUAAAGCUUGGCCAUUCAGUAACUUCAUCUGCUGGUCAAUCUGCAAACCAUCCUGAGGAGAUUGGCACAUAUGGGUGUAACUCAAGGAUGCAAUCCAGAUUGCAGUCACCACGCAAUAAGUUUUCACCACUGAGCAAUUUGCCUCAUAAGUCUGCUCAAUUUAGUGAGGGUGGACAUUGUUCAAGUAUGGCUUCUACUUUGGUUUCUAAGGCUUCUACCCUAUCAAAGGGAUCAGAGGCUUCGUUAUCCAAUAUGACUACUUCACAAGGGGUAAAGCCAAAGCCCAAGGUUAAACAGGUGCUGGAUGAAGUUCCGCAGAAGCACCUGUUGGCUAGAAACUCUUCCUUUUGUGACAGGAGGAAGGAAGGACCAGUCAAAAUGCUUGGUAAAUCUGCGUCAUUCAAGUCCAAUACAAAUACUGUGAGCUUAAGUUUGGAUGAUAUGAAGUUAAAACUGCAAUCUCAGAAUUUACCUCAUGCUGAAGACUUGAAAAGCUUGAAGCAACUCAAUGAAGGAGCCAGUGUGAUUGGAAGGAAGAACUCUUUUAAGUUAGAUCAUCCCAUGAAUGGUUCAUCGCCAGCAGCGAGUACUGGGAAUCUCUAUCUUCCAAGGUCUGACACUAAAGCAUUGCAAUCUGAUGCCAAGACAAAAGCUGCCAGUGAUGCGGCCGUAGCCUCCAAGAAAGAUGCAGAAAAAACAAUAUCCUGUGGAAAUGGUAUCAGGAAAAGAUUGCUCUCUUGUCAUGGUGAAUAUGUGGCACCAAUAACCAAUGAGUUGGAUAAAAAGAAUGGAUUAGUUGAUGAAAAAACAAAAAUUGUGAAAUCUGUAGCUGUUGACACAUCAAUGGGAUCUGAAAACAUACUUGUCUCUGCUGGUAGUCAAGUGCAGAUUCAAACUCCUUCAUCUUUUGAUGACACUUCAGCUGUUGCUAAUUCUUCUGAAAACAAGAUGAUGGAACAGAAUCUGCAGCAAAGUGGUUCUAAGGAAGAUAAUCUGAUUGGUUCUCAUACGCCUGAUAAGUCACAUUCAAAUCCCUCAUAUACAGUACAAGAGGGUUUACUGCAAACAAGGGAUUCGAGCAACCUGGAAACAAGGUCCAAGGAGCUCUCCCCUUUUGUCCAAUCCAGGAAAUUUUUAGCUAAUGGUAGAAAAAUAAGAUGCUUCAAGUGCAAAGAAAUAGGCCAUAUUGCUCAGUUCUGCUCAAAUAAGGGAAAUGAUGCUGGCAUUAGUCCUCGUGCUUCUACUGCAUCUGCUGUGAGAGGUUCUAAAGAAAUGACAGGAAAAAGCAAAUGGGAUCAUGCUGUGGAGACUGGUUUGUCCCAGAAAACUAAGAAUGGUGAAGGUGAUAGGCUGUUUAUUCAUUCAAAUGAUGUAGUGUUACCUACCACAGAUCUAAACAAUGAUUUGGCUUCUAAAACUCCAGUACCAACAGGCCUAGGAGCAGUUUCUGUUGCCACAAACAGUGGAAGUGCUUUGUUAAUGGAGAAAGAUGGAAAAAAACUAGAACCUUGUUUCAGAGAGAUGCCAUUGCAGCCUUUUAGGAGUCAUGUGACAUGCUUUGCGAUUCCUGAACAUCAUUAUAUAUGGCAAGGCAGUUUUGAGGUACAGAGGAGUGGGAAGAUAGCUGAUUUUUGUGAUGGAGUUCAAGCACAUUUAUCAACAUGCGCGUCACCAAAAGUUGUUGAAGCAGCCAAUGGGUUUCCUUCUAGAGUGCAGCUGGAAGAAAUACCUCGUUUGAGUUUGUGGCCAGUUCAGUUUCAGGCCAAAUAUCCAACAGAGGAUAACAUUGCUCUCUACUUUUUUGCGAAGGAUGUUGAGAGUUAUGAAAGAGAUUACAAGAAGUUGGUGGAAAAUAUGCUGACAAAUGAUUUGGCUUUGAAAGCUAAUGUUGGCAGUGUGGAGCUUUUGAUAUUUACGUCUGAUCAGCUGCCUGACAACUCACAGCGCUGGAACAGGUUAUUUUUUCUCUGGGGUGUAUUCCGAGAAAGGAAAGUUGGUUGCUUAGAGCCUGUGAGCAGUUCUAUGGCAAAACCGUUUGGAGCUGACAGAGAUGUAUCAUCAUCGUCUAAGGAUUUUUCCUCCAUGAUAGCUGAAACUACAGUUGUAUCGAAGUUGAUACCUCCUGUAUGUCUGGGUGAGGAUUCGUCCUCUUACAGAACACCUGAAGCAUCUGAAGCAGCUGAGGCUACUACCUCUUUGAGUUUGCCAUCUUCAGUUGACCAGUUGUCAAACUUGUUUGGACACAAUGAGUCCAUCGAAGAAGAUGUACUCCCAUCAAAGAACCAGUCUUCAAGUAUGGCUCCAGACAUUAAUCCUAACAGUCAUCAGAUGGCUUGCCAGCUAUCUGCAAAUUCAUCAUCUAAAGCUCCCCAUAACGGCAGGCAAAGGCAAUCUGUCAUUUCUUUGAAGGAAGGAGACAGAGAUUCUCAGAUUAGGCAUGAUAUGGAUCAACCCUACCUGCGACGGAGCGAGAUACUGAAUGCCACUGAAAGUAGCAGGGCUUUGCCAGCUGUAUCCGAAAUGCAAGAACCUUCCUCUGAUUCUUCAAAAGAUGUCAAAGUUAUUUGCAAUAACCAGGAUCAAGAGCAACUGACAAAGGAAAUGCAAAUGGUUGCCAAAGGCAAAGAUGGUGAAUUGCAGGACAGCAUUGACAAAAACAAAGAUCAGCUUUUGGUUGAUUUGGGAGGACCGGAACCUGCAAUAAUUCCUAUUAAGAAAGAAAGCAGUGCCUUGGAUCUGAGAUCUAACUGUAAACGCCAACAUGUUUGCUUCUCAGGAAAAACCUUUAAAGCAUAUGAAAUAAAGCAUGAAGGAUCAAAUUGUGCAUCUAUAAAUGGAGAACAUGAAAGCAAGAGAAUAAAAAGGGGUAACAUGCUGAAUUCAUGUGGAAUUGAUCUUAACUCCACUUUUCCAGAAAAUGAGGAUAUCAAAGUAGAUCAUCACACUUUUGAUCAUGGGGAGGAAGCUGAAUCAUCAAAAACUGCAGAAAGAUGCUUUUUCUCUGUGGAUUUUGGGCACGUUCGAGAUCGUGAAGCAUGCAGCUCCAACUCUUGGCCAAGUUUCAAAAAUAAUAAUGAUGAAUCACUAAGGUCAGACAUCCCAAACCUUGAACUUGAAUUGGGUGCUGGAAAACAAGUGAAGAAAGGGCUGCUACCCUUAUUCCUUAACGUGCUUGAUGAAAAAAGCUGCAAAGACAGCCAUUCAGAUAAGGGAAUAGAUGGUGCAGAUGGUGGUGCAUCAUCUCUCUCGCUUUCACUUGCUUUUCCUGUUCCUGAGAAAGAGAAGUCUGAAAAUCCAGUCUCAGCAUCAGAAAAGGUUUUUGCAGAGCAGCCCCAUGUUAACACCCCGUUAUGGCUUUUUGGUGGUUGCAUGGAUUCAUAAGUUUUCUUUUGGGUCCACGUAUUUGGCACUGUAAAUUUUCAACAGCAUGGGUAUGGCUGGGAUCCUAAGCCAGAAGCAUACAUGUACGGGGUAGGCAAGCAUUCUGCUCAUAUUAAGAAGAGAAUGCCCCACACCACCUUGUUUCUUUUUUCAUCUGCUUGCUUACUUGUCUCGAAGGGUUGCAGAGUCACGGCUUUUGUAGAUAAAGAAAAGAGCAGGCCGCAGACUGAAGCCAGGAAGGACUCUCUGGAUAUUAGAUUCUGUAAGUCCUGAUUGAUUCACUUUGUCUUUUGCCUUCUGAUCAGUGUACAAAAAGUAUUUGUGCAGUCUGCCUUUUACUAGGAUUAGUCUCAGCUGAAGACCGUUGCUGUUUAAAGAUGAGAAUAGCCAUAGAUGCAUAUGUUCUUAUACUCUUAGGUUGAUCCUCUUUGUUUAGCUACAAUAUCAUAGUGGUACAUGUACAGAUUUCUCAUUGCAAUUGCAUAAUUUACCCAGAAAUGCUGCUUGCAGUCAGUUGCUCUAUUAUUAUCAUUCAUCAUUGCCUGUUCAAUGUCAGAAGCACUCGAAACUGGAAUUUUUGAUGAGCAUCCCUUUGACCAUAAAAAAGAGAUACAAUCGACUGGUUGACUUGGGUCGGCUCCAAGUGUUGCUAGCCCCAAAGGUGGUUAUGGUCGGUCUGAAACACAUUCAGUGCUACCUGUAGCUCGAUCCCAAUUUCAAGUGUACACUUUCCUACAAGAUGCACUGAUUACUCCUGUCUUCAUGAAAUUCAUGUACAAAAUUUUCUCCAGAGCAUGGACCACUUGGUUAGUUUUUGCUUUCAGCAUGUGCUCAGACAUUCCUCCCAGAACCGGAGGAUUGGUCUGGUCAGAGGGUGUACUUGGCUAUUAUAUCUAGCAUUUCUGGCUCAUAAAUUCAUGAGGUGAACGGUAGAUGCAGCGGCUCCUUUAUAUACUAGAACCUAAAUGUCAGUACUAACUUCAGAGAACCGGCAUGAUUGUAUUGCACGUUUUACAUGACUCUAGGCAACCGCAAAUAGCUUUGAAAGUCACUUUCUAUUGUGCACCAUGUAAUAUUUUUGAUCUGUUAAAAUUUUCGUGUAAAAUUGUAUUUGGAAGUUAUAUAUACUGCCAUGUUUCUCAUUUUCCUAACA
This is a messenger RNA of Nymphaea colorata (pocket water lily), 7602 nucleotides long. RefSeq lists its product as uncharacterized. The record is from RefSeq and is a predicted model, not a curated record. The transcript has 13 exons. The coding region runs from base 1089 to 6449 and encodes 1786 amino acids. Gene Ontology annotation, molecular function: zinc ion binding; nucleic acid binding. NCBI's taxonomy places the organism in Eukaryota, Viridiplantae, Streptophyta, Magnoliopsida, Nymphaeales, Nymphaeaceae.